This is a messenger RNA of Oncorhynchus keta (chum salmon), 4089 nucleotides long. RefSeq names its product AMP deaminase 3. Gene Ontology annotation, biological process: IMP salvage; AMP metabolic process. The coding region runs from base 592 to 2907 and encodes 771 amino acids. Gene Ontology annotation, cellular component: cytosol. Gene Ontology annotation, molecular function: AMP deaminase activity. The transcript is spliced from 15 exons. NCBI's taxonomy places the organism in Eukaryota, Metazoa, Chordata, Actinopteri, Salmoniformes, Salmonidae. The record is from RefSeq and is a predicted model, not a curated record.
AACACUAUGCACCUAAACCAAGGUCAGUCAGAGCUGAGAUCAUGUGUGCGUGGGUCUGUCGAGGCUCUGAGGCAAAGCAGUGAUGCAUGACUGCGCAGCGGCAGUCCUCUCAAUCAGGGCUGCCUGGUUAAUGUUUACAAUACUUGCAACGGCUGCAUAGCUUGCUAUCUGGCUCCUUAAGGAGGAAGGCUGCGGCUACCCGCUUGUGAUUUAUCACUGUCCCAAAGGUGGAGAGGAGUGUGUGAGUGUGUGUGAGCCCAGCCAGCUGAGGGGAGCGCCGGUGGCUCGCCUCUGGGCUCUCUCUUUGUUGACAGCCAGUUGUGACAUAUCCCAAGGAUUAGUGGCUCUGUCGACAAGAUGCCAUUGGCUUCUUAAAAUAGAUAGAGAAGGACACUCAAAGAAAACAGAACCGCAGUCGUGAACCACGGCAGGCUCAGAGUGGGACCGACCCACAUCGCAGCCAGCCCGUCAGAGUCAAGCGACCAGCCUGUUAGCCAGUCUCUACCGCAGAGAGCCUGUACAGAGUCACUGUGAUCCUAGCUGAGAUCUCCAUCAUCAGGACUCCCAGUGGUGACUGUACAGCACAGAGAGAUGGCUAUGAACAGACCGGAAGACAUGCCGAGACAAUUCCCUAAGAUCACGCUGAGCGAGGUAGAUGAGGAGACACGUCUGCUGGCUGAGAAGGUGUACGCGUCAGCGCUGAAGGAGGAGGACACUAAGGAUGCCCUGUCCAUGUUCACCGUCCCUGAGGACUGUCCCAUCGGCCUGCACCAGGCCAAGGAGAGGGAGCUGCUCAAAGAGCUGGCAGAGCAGCAUUCAGAAGAGAGUGCCAAGAGGAAGAAGAGUUUCAAGAUGAUCCGUUCGCAGUCUGCGUCCUUGCAGGGCCUGCAGAUCCCUGUGACUGCAGAGUGGGCCCGUUCUGUGGUGACCCCAUUCCUCUCACCCUCCUCCACCUGCUCCUCACUUCCAGAGAACUGCCCCGAGUACCAGAGGGUCACCAUCAGUGGAGACUACUGCGCUGGUAUCACAGUAGAGGACUAUGAACAGGCAGCAAAAACCCUGAUGAAAGCCCUGUUCAUUAGGGAGAAGUACUCCAGACUGGCCUACCAUCGCUUUCCCCGGACCGUCGCUCAGUUCCUCCGCAGCGCUGAGAACCAGACGUGGAAGGAAGAGGACGAGGUUCUACCAGAUGUCUGCCCUUGCCCCAGGGAGGGGGAGGACCCGUACAGCAUUGAGAAUAUCCCAGACAACCUGAGCUAUGAGCUGCAGACGAAAGAUGGCAUAGUGUAUGUGUAUGAGAACGCAGAGGCUCUAAGUCAGAAUAGGCCCCGCAGCCUGCCCUACCCUGACCUGGAGACCUUUGCCAUAGACCUCAGCCAUGUGCUGGCCAUGAUCAUUGAUGGACCCACGAAGACCUAUUGUCACAGACGCCUGAACUUCCUGGGCUCAAAGUUCUACCUGCAUGAAAUGCUCAAUGAGAUGGCUGAGCUAAAGGAACUGAAGGGUGUUCCACACAGAGACUUCUACAAUGUCAGAAAGGUGGACACACACAUCCAUGCAGCCGCCUGCAUGUCCCAGAAGCACCUUCUAAACUUCAUCCAGACCACCUACAAGACGGAGGCAGACCGUGUGGUGCUGGAGAAGGGUGAGCGGAAGCUGACCCUCAGAGAGGUGUUUGAACACCUCAACAUGGACCCCUAUGACCUCACUGUGGACUCCCUGGAUGUACACGCUGGCAGACAAACCUUUCACAGAUUCGAUAAGUUCAACUCCAAGUACAACCCAGUGGGGGCCAGUGAACUCCGAGAAAUCUACCUGAAAACAGACAACCUCAUAGAUGGAGAGUACUUUGCACGCAUUAUCAAGGAAGUGUCCCAUGACCUAGAGGAGAGUAAGUACCAGCAUGCUGAGCCUCGCUUGUCCAUCUACGGACGCUCUGCAGACGAAUGGGACAGCCUCUCCAAGUGGUUCAUCCAGCACAAAGUGCACUCUACCAACAUGCAGUGGAUCAUCCAAGUCCCCAGGAUCUAUGAUAUUUUCAAGUCAAAGAAGUUGAUCACGAACUUUGCCAAGAUGUUGGAGAACAUAUUCCUUCCUCUGUUUGAGGCUACAGUCAAUCCACAGAAGCAUAAAGAGCUACAUGUAUUUCUCAAAUAUGUGACAGGCUUUGACAGUGUGGAUGAUGAGUCCAAGCACAGUGACCACAUGUUCUCCUACAAGAGCCCCAAGCCUGAGCAGUGGACAGCAGAUGAAAACCCUCCCUACAGCUACUACCUCUUCCACAUGUACGCCAACAUCAUGGUGCUCAACAAUCUGAGGAAAGAGCGAGGCUUAAGCACCUUCCAGUUCCGUCCACACUGUGGGGAGGCUGGAUCCAUUACCCACCUGGUCUCUGCUUUCCUCACCGCUGACAACAUCUCCCAUGGCCUCAACCUCAAGAAGAGCCCCGUCCUACAGUACCUGUACUACCUGGCCCAGGUGCCCAUUGCCAUGUCUCCUCUGAGCAAUAACAGCUUGUUCCUGGAAUAUUCCAAAAACCCUCUCAGGGAGUUCCUACACAAGGGGCUGUGCGUGUCUCUAUCAACAGAUGAUCCUAUGCAGUUCCACUAUACCAAGGAGGCACUGAUGGAGGAGUAUGCCAUUGCGGCCCAGCUGUGGAAGCUCAGCACCUGUGAUGUCUGUGAGAUUGCCAGGAACAGUGUGCUGCAGAGUGGCCUGUCUCACCAGGAGAAGAAGCACUUUAUUGGGGCCAAUUACUUGAAGGAUGGACCUGAGGGGAACGACAUUCGGCGGACCAAUGUGGCUCAGAUCCGCAUGGCCUACCGCCACGAGACCCUGUGCAAUGAGCUCAGCUUCCUAGUGGAUGCAGUGAAAACUGAAGCGGCCAUUAGCACACAACCCGAGUGACCACAAUAACAUGGGAUUUAGCUCAAUCUGUGCAUGUAAGCUCUCAACCCUCACAACGAUAUCUCUUGCAUUCACGGGAGAAAAAACCCAAUGGUUUGAAUGUGUGUCUCUUGUUUCUCUGGCUGCAUGUGUGCUAGUAGUGCUCAAGUGGCAAAGUGGUCCCUGAAAAUUGUGUACUAUGUGCAGAUAUAUGCCUAAGUGGCUGGCCCACAUGGAGGAAUAUGUAGGCCAAGCACAGUUUCCAGAAAAGCAGUUGCUUUCAAACUAGGCAUUUCAUGGAUAAUUGAGGUAAGACAGUAAUUAUGCUAAUAGAUCAUGCAUGUAUGAACUACACAUUGACACAUCCAAAGCAGGAGGCUUAAUAAAUACUUAUUAGUCGCCAAAGUUCCGGAAGCAUGUCUUUAACAGUAUAAAAAUAGUUUGUAGAGGUAGCAGUAGGAGCCAACUACAUCUUAGUGUCUAAAUUAUGUAUGUUCACAGUACAAGGGUUUCCUUCUACAGUGCAGCAACAUCAUCUGCACUAAGGCUGGCUCCCUCUGCAGAGCACUUACUCACAGUUCAGUAAUGGUACAAAGUAUUUGGGAGAGAAAAAACACUUCUAUUUUGAUGUCCGACACUCACUGUAUCAUGCCUUAGUGAUGGGCGGUCCCAGCUGUUGGCGGAACCUGACAGUGUUUAUCUCUGGAGCUGGAACACUGCUUUAGCUGUGAUGAAUGGUACAUUUCCACUGUCCCUUUCCAUGUGAGCUCGUUUUUUACAGGAUGUCAUGCAGUAGGUUGCAAGGAGGACACUGAAGUCAGUUGUGGACACUGUAGGCACAAAACAUCGUACUUGUAUGCACUGUACGAUAUUUGCUUGAAAUAUUUGUGUGAAUGUUUUAUUUCAAUUUGAAUGAAAACGGGCGUUUCUAUUGGUCAGAGUAUGCAAUAUUUAAUUUGAAUGUACUGUAUGUAUAACUUUGGAAAGCAACUAUGAGCCAAUUGAAUGUUGAGAGUUUGGACAAGAGAGACAAAUUUGAAGGCAUAUCUUCUCUAGUUGCACUGAGAUACAAGUGUCCAAAGAUGGACAAAGAUGUUAUACUGCUCUCUCACCUCUUGCUCGUUAAUGGCUGACAGAAUGCUGUGAAAUAGCCUGUUCUUAAUUAUGUUACUUUUGUUAUCAAUAAAGAUAUUUAAACAUGGA